Molecule: messenger RNA, 2244 nt
Organism: Erinaceus europaeus (western European hedgehog)
Lineage: Eukaryota; Metazoa; Chordata; Mammalia; Eulipotyphla; Erinaceidae
Product: broad substrate specificity ATP-binding cassette transporter ABCG2-like
Exons: 16
Coding region: 131-2182 (683 amino acids)
Cellular component (GO): membrane
Molecular function (GO): ATP hydrolysis activity; ABC-type transporter activity; ATP binding
Source: RefSeq, a predicted model, not a curated record
GGCUUGUAGUGGGAACUCCCAGGCUGUGUCCGAGCUGGGACAAGACAGGAAGUUUAUGCAGAGCAACAAUUAUGUGCCGAAAAGCUAAAAUCUGUGUUCCUGCUUCCUGAAGCGGCUGGAAGCAUGGGGGAUGCUCUCCUCGGGAAACUUCUACACAGACAGAAAGAUCCCCCAAUCUCUCUCUGACAUAAUGGCAACAGAAGAAACUCCCCAGAUGUCUUGCAGAAGUGAGCAAGUUUUUAUCACAAUGUCAGAAAGAAACGUUAACGGGCUCCCUGGCGCCACCCACAACAACCUGAAGACCUGCUCUGAAGGAUCUGUGCUGAGUUUUCAUAACAUCUGUUACCGAGUCAAAGUGAAGAGUGGCUUUCUAUUUUGUGGAAAAACAGUUGAGAAAGAAAUACUGGCGGGCAUCAAUGGUAUCAUGAGACCUGGCCUCAACGCCAUCCUGGGACCCACAGGUGGAGGCAAAUCUUCGUUGUUAGACAUCUUGGCUGCAAGGAAGGAUCCCAGGGGUUUAUCUGGGGACGUGCUGAUCAAUGGAGGACCUCGGCCGGCCAACUUCAAGUGCAUCUCAGGCUAUGUGGUGCAAGAUGAUGUUGUGAUGGGAACUUUGACUGUGAGAGAGAAUCUACAGUUCUCAGCAGCCCUCCGGCUGCCCACAACGAUGGACAGCCGGGAAAAGAAUGAACGGAUCGAUAAGAUCAUUAAAGAGCUGGGCCUGGACAAAGUGGCCGAUUCUAAGGUUGGAACACAGUUUAUCCGCGGGGUGUCUGGGGGAGAAAGAAAAAGGACGAGUAUCGGAAUGGAGCUGAUCACGGACCCGUCCAUCCUCUUCCUGGAUGAGCCCACCACGGGCCUAGACUCCAGCACGGCCAGUGCUGUCCUCCUGCUCCUGAAGAGGAUGUCGAGACAGGGACGGACCAUCAUCUUCUCCAUCCACCAGCCUCGCUACUCCAUCUUCAAGUUGUUCGACAGCCUCACAUUAUUGGCCUCAGGAAGACUCAUGUUCCAUGGGCCAGCUCAGGAGGCCUUGGGCUACUUUGAGACAGCUGGCUACCACUGUGAGGCUUACAACAACCCCGCAGAUUUCUUCCUGGACGUGAUCAACGGAGACUCCGCAGCUGUGGCGCUGAACCAAGAGGAGGAGGCUGACGCAGCCAAGGACCUGGCAGAAGCUCCCAAGAGAGACACAUCGGUCGUCAAGAGGUUAGCUGAGUUCUACAUCAGCUCCUCCUUUUUCAGAGACUCCCAGGCUGAGUUAGAUCAGCUCUUAGAGGUCCCCCAAAAGAAGAACACAGCCUUCAAUGAGGUCACCUAUGCCACCUCUUUCUUUCACCAGCUCAGAUGGGUUUCCAAGCGCUCGUUCAAAAACCUACUGGGCAACCCUCAGGUGUCCGUGGCCCAGAUCAUUAUUACCAUCUUCCUGGCACUGGUUGUGGGUACUAUCUUCUAUGGCCUGACAAAUGAUCCAGCAGGAAUCCAGAACAGAGCCGGGGUGCUCUUCUUCCUCACCACCAACCAGUGCUUCAGCAGUGUGUCAGCUGUGGAACUCUUUGUGGUUGAGAAGAAGCUCUUCAUACAUGAGUACAUCAGUGGAUACUACAGGGUGUCAUCCUAUUUCUUUGGAAAACUGCUGUCAGACCUGCUACCCAUGAGGAUGCUGCCCGGUAUUAUAUUCACGUGUAUUACGUACUUCAUGCUAGGGUUGAAGCCUGUGGUGACAUCCUUCUUCAUCAUGAUGUUCACGCUCAUGAUGGUGGCCUACACAGCCAGCUCCAUGUCCCUGGCCAUCGCCGCGGGCCAGAGCGUGGUGUCCAUAGCCACGCUCCUCCUGACCAUCUCCUUCGUGUUUAUGAUGAUCUUCUCAGGGCUGUUGGUGAACCUCAGAACAGUGGUGCCCUGGCUCUCAUGGCUUAAGUAUUUCAGCAUUCCUCGUUAUGGCUAUGCGGCUCUGCAGCAUAAUGAAUUCCUGGGACUGAACUUCUGCCCAGGACUCAACUUCACCACAAAUGACACCUGCAGCUAUGCCAUAUGCACUGGAGAGGAGUUUCUGGCAAACCAGGGCAUCGAUACUUCCCCCUGGGGCCUGUGGCAGAACCACGUGGCCCUGGCCUGUAUGAUCGUCAUCUUCCUCACCAUUGCCUACCUGAAGCUGCGCUUCCUGAAGAAGUAUUCUUAAAUUGUCUGAGAUCAUACCCAUCCCCAUUAAAAAGCUCUCAUUUAUUUAAGUAUCCUGCCAAA